GCUGCCUGCUACACACUGUUUUUCAGUGCUUGGCUGAUGCCAAAAUCUCACACGUCAAACCCUAGAUUGUUCCUUUAACAUCAUACCUCUUGAUCUCAAUUCAGUUGAAUUCACCAUACCCCUAGAUUUCCAUCAGUUCUUAAAUACUUCGAUUUGAUUCGUAUUGCCUGCCGGCAGUGGUGGGUUGUUAUUUAUUUGUACUUGGAUGCGACUUUAGGGUUUAUCAGGUUGUAAAUAUAAGGAAAUGAGAAGACCAAGGCCGGAGUUUCGGCGGUCAGCGAGGCGGCGAUUUUCGAAUGUCUUUUGGUUAACAUUAUGUGGAUUGGUGGCUUUGAUGUUGAUCGUUUUAUUAAGUCGAGAGAGCACCCAACCUAGAUCCAGAUCCGUGUUAGCUAAGAAUUCUUACAGGCAUGAUAAAGUCAUAGAGGGCCUUAAUGUCACAGCUGAAAUGUUGAAUCCUGACUCAAUCGCAAGGCAACUCAAUGAUCAAAUAUCACUUGCGAAGGCAUUUGUUGUGAUUGCAAAAGAAAGCAACAAUCUCCAAUUUGCAUGGGAACUAAGUGCUCAGAUUCGUAACUCCCAGAUCCUUCUUUCAAAUGCUGCCUUAAGGCGAUCACCACUGACACUUCGAGAAUCAGAGACUGCUGUUAGAGAUAUGGCUCUUUUACUCUUCCAAGCUCAACAGCUCCAUUACGACAGUGCAACCAUGAUCAUGAGACUCAAAGCCAGAAUCCAGGAUCUUGAAGAACAGAUGAGUUCUGUAACAGAUAAAAGUAACAAAUACGGACAAAUAGCUGCUGAAGAAGUCCCCAAAAGCCUAUACUGUCUUGGUGUCCGUUUGACAACUGAAUGGUUCAAACAUCUGGAUUUACAAAAAAAGGUCUCCAGAAACGUUCAAAUCGGCAUGAAACUGAAAGACAACAACCUGCAUCAUUUCUGUGUCUUCUCUGACAACAUUCUUGCAACUUCAGUUGUGAUAAACUCGACGGCCUUAAAUUCCCUAAAGCCUGAUAGGGUAGUUUUCCACCUGGUAACUGAUGAAGUUAACUAUGCUGCGAUGAAGGCAUGGUUUACCAUGAACAAUUUCCGAGGGGUGACUGUUGAUGUCCAGAAGUUUGAAGAUUUUAGCUGGUUAAAUGCUUCUUAUGUACCUGUUCUUAAACAGCUACAAGACUCAGACACCCAGAACUAUUACUUUUCUGGAAACAACGAUGGUGGUAAAACUCCAAUCAAGUUCAGAAACCCCAAGUAUCUUUCUAUGUUGAACCAUUUAAGGUUUUACAUUCCGGAAGUUUUUCCUGCAUUGAAGAAACUGGUGUUUCUUGACGAUGAUGUCGUGGUUCAAAAGGAUCUCUCGGGUCUUUUCACUGUUGAUCUGAAUGGCAAUGUCAAUGGAGCUGUGGAAACAUGUAUGGAAACAUUUCACAGAUACCACAAGUACUUGAACUACUCUCACCCACUCAUAAGAUCCCAUUUCGACCCUGAUGCUUGUGGCUGGGCUUUCGGGAUGAAUGUUUUUGAUUUGGUCGAGUGGAGAAAAAGGAACGUUACCGGCAUUUACCAUUAUUGGCAAGAAAAGAAUGUAGACAGAACGUUGUGGAAGCUGGGAACGCUGCCACCUGGACUUCUUACGUUUUAUGGAUUGACAGAGCCUUUAGAUCCCCACUGGCAUGUACUAGGUUUGGGAUAUACGAACGUCGAUCCUCAGGUGAUUGAAAAUGGAGCCGUGCUACACUUUAACGGCAACUCGAAGCCUUGGUUGAAAAUUGGAAUAGAAAAGUACAAGGCUUUAUGGGAGAAGUAUGUUGACUACAGUCAUCCAAUGCUGGAAAGAUGCAAUUUUCACUAAUUUGGAUGAGGGAUUUGUGAUCCUUUUGUUGUGCAAAAUGAACAGUAAGGGCUGUAAAGGUUCAUGUCAAACUGGGUGUGUGCAUGGAUUCUGUUGUUGUCAUAAAGGUUUACUAGAUGGGGGCGGUGUAACAAUUACUUUGUAUACUGAAUGGGUCAGUUUAAUGUUAUUUAUUAGUGAUUUAUGAGACCA
Cynara cardunculus var. scolymus (artichoke) is the source of this 2041-nucleotide messenger RNA. RefSeq names its product probable galacturonosyltransferase 10. The record is from RefSeq and is a predicted model, not a curated record. Lineage: Eukaryota; Viridiplantae; Streptophyta; Magnoliopsida; Asterales; Asteraceae. The transcript has 2 exons. Gene Ontology annotation, molecular function: polygalacturonate 4-alpha-galacturonosyltransferase activity. Bases 245 to 1849 code for a protein of 534 amino acids.